Molecule: messenger RNA, 2269 nt
Organism: Acyrthosiphon pisum (pea aphid)
Lineage: Eukaryota; Metazoa; Arthropoda; Insecta; Hemiptera; Aphididae
Product: heat shock factor-binding protein 1
Exons: 3
Coding region: 332-586 (84 amino acids)
Biological process (GO): cellular heat acclimation
Cellular component (GO): nucleus; cytosol
Molecular function (GO): transcription corepressor activity
Source: RefSeq, a predicted model, not a curated record
UCGUUUAAAUUAUUUGCUUUUGUAAUAUUAUAGAUAAUAAUAAAUAACGUUUUGAUGUUUCGGUGACGGAUAAUAAUAAUAAUAAUAAUAAUAUGUACUAAUUAAUUGUCGUUCACUCGUUCAGUUUAUAUUUUAUUUUAUUUAUCGACACUCACGAACACACACACACACACACACACACACUCACUCACUCACUCGCAUACCGUCGUCGACAUUAAUUGUCUCGUGUACAGCCACAGAUCAUUCUACGGUGUUCGAAGCUCAGAAACGAAGCGAUUGCGCCCCAGCUUUGUGUACCACAUUUGAAAUCAACCGAUAAACGACGGGCACGAUGAACGAUUACACCGCCAAGGACUUGAGUGACCACGAACCAGAAGACAAUGAAAACAAUGACAACGACAAACGUGCAUUUGAUGAGAUGAACAGUCAAAUUCAACUUGUUCUACAAGAUAUGAAAGACAAAUUCCAAACUAUGUCUGAUCAAAUAUUGUCGAGAAUAGAUGAUAUGGGUGCACGUAUCGAUGAUUUAGAGAAGAAUAUUUCUGACUUGAUGAUCCACGCAGGUCUCGAAACUCCAGACAAAUGAUAUUUAGAAUACUAUCGUAUUACAAGAAAUGAAUAGGUCACUUAAUAUUAACAAGAUUAUAUAUAUAUAUAUAUAUAAACUUAGGACCUACAUAAUUAUUUGAAAUAUGAUUAAAAUUAAAACAAGGUAAACUUAAGUGUAUCAUUGUCUAUAAGUAUCUAUAUACUCUGUUUAGCGAGAAAACAAAAAGCAGUCCGAUGAAAAUUGGUUCUUCUGUGCAUCCCCGCGCAUCAACCUACUAUAACUGGUCUUCAAGGCAGGUUGUCGAUUCAAGAGGUGCAGAACUGCCUUGUUCUCUUGCUGGACAGAGUGUAUUAUAUAUAUUAAUACCUAUAUAUUAUAAUAUGUGUAUUUCGUUUUUUAUAUACUAUCUAUCAGUCUUCUCCAAUAAUAAAACUUAAAUAUAAAAUUACUUAAAUGGUAGAUCCAUACUAGUUGUAUAUCUAUACUCUAUUCAGCUUAUGAAUGGCCAGUCGGAUAGAUUUAAAUGCGUUGAAACAGAGCAUUUACUCCCAAUACCGAUACGCAUGAAAACAGCUGCCUCUACUCUAAGCUGAAUAGACCUAUGGACCUAUAAUUAUAUUCUUUCCAUUAGUUGAAUUUAUUCAACUCAUAUUGACCAAUAUUUAACUUAUUACAGCUAAAAACAGCUCAAACCUGUAAAUUAUUUUUAAGGAAUUUUCACUCAAUAAUAAAUAUUAGUAUUCUUUAUUUAUUGAAUAUAAUUUACCUUAUACACAUAUUAAUUUAUUCAAAUUUAAAAUUAUAGUUUUCUUUUCUUACAAAAAUAUUAUACUUUUAUUUUAAACACACAUUGUAGUAUUUUGAGAUUAUUGUAUCAAGAGGAUUUAAUACCAACUGUUUUUAAGUUUAACAUUUUCUAACUCAAUGCAUGUGAAUAUGUGAGUAAUAUGUAAUAAUUAAAAGAGAUGUGAGGCACUUACAUGUUAAUAUGUAAUAUUUUUUGCUUUUUACUAGAUGCAUAUAAUUUUUGUCUAUCAAACCAACAAAAUUUGUAAUGUGAUAAGCGAAAUCUAAAAACAUUUAAAUUCUUUUUGAAGUUUACUUGAGAUCAAUAAUCCUACUCUUGUGACUUUUUUUUUUCAAUAUUUUUGUAAGAUCAUUAAAAAUUCUUCAUUUUUUCAUUUUAAAAAUAAAAUUUAAAGAAAAGGUUUGAGAUGAAAUUGAAAACGUUUUAUUAUCAAUGUCACUUAACUCCAUAGUGAGUUUUAUUAAAUUUCAGUUUUUACAUCAAUACAAUAAACAAAUUAAAGGAAUUUUUUCAUAACAAAAACAGUCGGUACUUAAUCCUCUUAAUGUUUUAAAAAUAUAUUAUUAUUAUAGCUUAAUCAAUCUCAUUACAACAUUGUACUAUGACUGAGAAUCAUUUAAAAAUUUUUUAUGAGCUAUAGAUAUGGUAUAAAAUUUAAUUUAAGUAAACCUCUGCUAAUCAAGUACAGUGGAAAUUUUUUAUAACCUAACCUAACCUUACAUGACGAUAGGUCUGUGGUUUUAAUUUUAAUAAGUAGGCAUUUUAGUGUAAGUUAAUUGGCAGAAAUAUUAAAUUUUCAAUUGUUUUUAAACAAUUUCUGCAUAUUAUUAUAUUUCUGUUAUUAGAAUAAACAAAAUUGUAUGAAUCAACAAUCUUUAUUUGAAUAAACAACCUAUAUGUAAAAUAUAUUA